Molecule: messenger RNA, 318 nt
Organism: Fomitopsis serialis
Lineage: Eukaryota; Fungi; Basidiomycota; Agaricomycetes; Polyporales; Fomitopsidaceae
Exons: 2
Coding region: 30-251 (73 amino acids)
Source: RefSeq, a predicted model, not a curated record
CCACUCAAAAAUCGUGACUGUUCUAUUCUAUGUUACUUGCAAACAUAGGUGACUUCUGUAAGAGACUGAUAGUUGAAAUGCCACUUAGCCGUCUCCCUUCGGGAGUCGGCUUCGUGGCCCUGUGCCGGGCCGUGAAAUAUGCAUCUACAGCGGUAUAUUGGAGGAAUGCUUACUUACCGACUGCGAUGAAACUGGAUGUCACAUCCUCACCUGUUUGCUGGCUCAGGUUACUUUCGGGUGGUACUACUUGAAUGUAUCUGCCUUCGACCCCUAUGCCCAUGGCUCCCGAGUGGCCACUCUCCGACUCCGACUCGUGGG